AUUGGAGGUCAUCAUACUGAUUCAGACUUUGCAGUGAGAGGCAAGGAGCCAAAAGAUGAGGUCCAAAUUUAUACGUGGAAGGAUGCUACUCUCCGUGAGUUAACUGAUCUGGUUAAAGAGGUAGCUCCAGAAGCAAGAAGAAGAGAUGCAGUACUGUCCUUUGCAUUUGUAUAUCCUGAUAAACAUGGACGUUUUGUGGUUAAAGAGGUGGGGAGAACCUAUUCUUAUCCAAAUGGGAGACGACCUGACAGUGGUGGCAAGGCAUUGGGUGAACUUAGCUUCCAGAUCGGAGAUUACUUGGAUGUGGCAAUUCUGUAGAGAAGCUGUCUUCAGUGUUCAGUACUCAGUAUUUGGUAUUCUGUUUUCGAUACUCAAAAUGAGUUUAGAUUUGGGGAGUUCCUGUAGCUCAUGAUAUUGGAUUUUGAUUGAAUUGUGGGUUAUGUAAUGAUAUCAUAGUAGGAAAAAUACCUCAAACUUUCUGGGGCUUGUUUUAUUUUCUCUUCCUAGAAAUCUCCAAAACCAACAAGUAAUCUAUGUUUCUAUCUAAAAAGAAGGAUUCACUGUGCA
Molecule: messenger RNA, 567 nt
Organism: Camellia sinensis
Lineage: Eukaryota; Viridiplantae; Streptophyta; Magnoliopsida; Ericales; Theaceae
Source: RefSeq, a predicted model, not a curated record